AUGAAAAUCGCGUGGUGUUUAUUAGCGUGGUUACUGGUAGUUGUACUUGCUGGCACUUCAAACGCCUGGGAUUGCUACGAAACAUGGAGUCGAUGUACAGGCUGGUCCUCACCUGCAACAGGCAUUCUUUGGCAAAGUUGUCCAUCGUACUGCCAAGGUUGCAGGAAUGCGGCAACUGGAAGAUGUGUUCGAGUAGGCACUACAACAUGCAAUGGAAAACCAGUUGAAGCCUAUCAAUGUCAAUGCUCAGGAAGCUGGGCAGGUUCCAACAAACCGAUGUGCAUUCCAGGCGGACUCGGCUAA
Messenger RNA from Rotaria sp. Silwood2, 303 nucleotides. The record is from the annotation of a GenBank genome assembly. Lineage: Eukaryota; Metazoa; Rotifera; Eurotatoria; Philodinida; Philodinidae.